AUGUGGAAUAUGAUGUGUGACGUGAUGCCCACGAUAUCCGAAGAUAGUAUCAGCCAGCGGAGUUCGCAGUUCUCUGGGGAGGAUGCGAAUUUCGAACAGCUCAUGGUUUCUAUGUUGGAUGAACGAGACAAGCUAGUAGAGAGCUUGCGAGAGACGCAAGAGCGUCUCAAUGAUUCCGAGGUGCGAUUGAAGGAUGUGGAGAAGGAACGGGACUCACUGCAGAGACAGAUCGCUGCGAACUUACCUCAGCCAGUUCCAAACACUGACGAUAAUCGGCUCAUUCGAAGUUUUGCCCUAUCGUUCGUGAUGUGUGCAGCGAAGGCGUGGACCGAUUCGCCGGCGCCCGUUUCUCCGUCCGCCUAUUACGCGAGCGUGUUCAAGGCAAGAGCGGAUGGGCCGUUACGAGUUUGUGUGUUUAUCACGAUAGAGGACAAACAUUGUUACGCAAAAGAUGACGCUGUGCCACUGCGGGAAAGUAGACUUACUAUUCACUUACUAUUCGGCCGCAGAGACUGGACC
Molecule: messenger RNA, 519 nt
Organism: Iphiclides podalirius (scarce swallowtail)
Lineage: Eukaryota; Metazoa; Arthropoda; Insecta; Lepidoptera; Papilionidae
Source: the annotation of a GenBank genome assembly